Molecule: messenger RNA, 525 nt
Organism: Hordeum vulgare subsp. vulgare (domesticated barley)
Lineage: Eukaryota; Viridiplantae; Streptophyta; Magnoliopsida; Poales; Poaceae
Product: ATP-dependent Clp protease proteolytic subunit-related protein 2, chloroplastic-like
Exons: 7
Coding region: 1-525 (174 amino acids)
Biological process (GO): protein quality control for misfolded or incompletely synthesized proteins
Cellular component (GO): endopeptidase Clp complex
Molecular function (GO): ATPase binding; ATP-dependent peptidase activity; serine-type endopeptidase activity
Source: RefSeq, a predicted model, not a curated record
AUGGCGAUGUGCCGCACGGCGCCGGCCAACUCCUCCUGCUUCCACCCCCGCGCCGUCGCCAGCUCGCCAUCCUCUCUCAGCGUGGGCACCAAGGUCUUCGUCGGGGUGAAGGCGCAGACCAGGCUCGGCUCGUCAGAGUCGUCGUGCCCAAACGUCAAUGCCCGGUUCUACACCGCCGUCAACCGGAGGGUCUCCCUUGGGUACGUAUACCUUACACCAUGCAUGGCGUUAUAUGAUACCAUGCUAAGCCUAAAGAGUCCAUUUGGUACCCAUUGCCUGGGCUUUGCAUUCAACCUGGCAGGAUUCAUUCUUGCAGCUGGUCAAAAGGGUUCACGUACUGGUAUGCCUCUUUUUCGUGUUUCACUUCAGUCACCUGCUAUAGCAGCUCGAGGCCAGGCUGACGAUAUAGGAAACGAAUCAAACGAACUUAAUCGGAUCAAGAACUAUCUUUAUGGCAAGCUAGCAGAGCACACGGGUCAUUCUGUUGAAAAGUUAGCUUUCAGUUACUCUGUAAAAGCCUAUUAG